UUACACUUUUAUUUUAAAAGGCAAAGUCAUCUAACUUCUGUCAACGUUACAUUGUAGCCAACUAGACGGUUCUUGUAGACGGCAGUCGAAACAGAGAGAAGGUCUAUCUGUGGAGUCUCCCGCUGGGUGCUCAGCGUGUCAUGGAUGCAGUGAAGGAGGGUCAAAAGAGCACCCUGAGCUCAGGCAAGAUGGUGGCCCUGGCUGCAGGGCUCUCAGUCGGGGCCACGGUGGGCUACAUUGUCUACCGCCAUAUAAGCAGCAUCAACAACAACUCUCAGCGGCCUCAUACUGAGGAGUCCAAGAUGACGCUUCCUUUAGAAAUUUAUAAGAACAUAUCAAGAUGCCAGGCCUCUUUUUUGGACAUGGUGAACCAAAAGUCUGGAGCCCAGGUUCGGGUCCUGUCAGAGUCAGGGGAGCCUGGAUGCCAGACAGCUGUGUGUUUUCUGCUGCAGGGCUCUGCAGAGCAGGUCCUGUUGGCCCGCUGUGUCCUGGAGAACCUGGCCACAGACUGUGAGCCAGCCACUGAAGUCUUGGAGGUUCCUCAAACUGCCUUUGGGCGGAUCAUAGGCCGUGGGGGAGAAUCUGUGAAGCUGAUCACCAGGACCACUGGGGCCAGAGUGGUGUGUCCCAAGGAUCGGGCGCAGGGCCUGGAGGCAAAGGGCAAAGUGACAAUCACAGGGACCCGGCAGGAAGUCAGACAGGCCAAGGAGAUGAUUCUAGAGAAAGUCAAAGAGGACAUAACUGUGAGGAAGAAAAUCUCCCAGUCGUCCGCCCUGCGCCUGAAACGCCGCCCCCAGGAGCUCGAGGGUCAGAGGCCAGACAUCAUAGAGAUUGAGCCAACAGUGGGUUUGAACAACAACAGGUCCUGUCCUCUCAAGGCAGAGGAAAAGGGGCUUGUGCAUGCCAAUGGGACCACAGGAGAACCAGAGAAAAUAUGUGACAACCCACAGGAGCUCCAAGUCACCAACCUAGGGAUCAACAAUGAGGAGGAGGAGCAGGACAUCAUCUCCCCAGACUCGCUUUCUGAAGUGUCCAAGUUUGAAAUUCCCAGCCCGGACCUGAGCUUUCAGCCUGAUGAGCAUCUAGAGGUUUAUGUUUCUGCCUCGGAGAACCCAAGCCACUUCUGGAUCCAGAUCCUGGGCGUUCGCUCUCUCCAGCUGGACAAGCUGACGCAGGAGAUGAGCCGCUUCUACAACAGUGGCACCCUUACUGAGCACAGGGUGGACACCAUUGUUGUUGGCGACAUUGUGGCAGCUCCAUACAGAGACCACGGCACAUGGAACCGGGCCAGGGUGCUGGGAGUCCUGGGCUCAGGCCUGGUGGAGCUUUACUACGUGGACUUUGGAGACAACGGGGAGCUGCCCAGAGACAGCCUCCGCACUAUGAGGAGUGACUUUCUCAGUUUACCAUUCCAAGCCAUUGAAUGCAGUUUAGCAGGAGUGAAACCAGCAGGAGAGAUGUGGACUGAGGCAGCUCUAGACGACUUUGACAGACUGACAUACUGUGCUGAGUGGAGACCCCUGCAGGCCAAGUUGUGCAGCUACUCUCACUCUGAGAUCUCCUCCUGGCCCAGCGUCAAGCUCUAUGACAACAGUGAGGGCAAGGCUGUGGAUCUGGGUGAGGAACUCAUACGGCUGGGCCACGCUAUCAGCUGUCAGGAUGCGGUGAAUGGGAGAGGUGACGGAGACAACCUCGGCUCUCUGCAGAGGAUGUUGGAUGAUGUGAUAGGAGCGUCAUCAGAGCUCAGUCUCUCCUGCAUCAGUUUAUCAGAAGUGGCCUCAAUCUCAGGAAGUGUUGACGAUGUUAUAGAAGAUGAGCUGCUCUGAGACCAAAGACAUAAAUACCCAGCAAUGACCAUUCAGUCCUCAGCAUCAAUUCAAAUGCAGUGAAGUGAACAUUUCCUUACCUGACCCAAACCCAGCCACAUGAAUCCUCAUCAAGAAGCCUUACUUACUCGACAAGUGUGCAACAGACAGUUCUUCCAGCCAUAUUCAUUUUCCUGUUGUUUCUCAUAUAUGGGAUAAACUCUUCAGCCUCUGUUUUGCCUUUCAUGCCAUUCUGUUAUGCCUAAUGCCGCUUUGCUUUUAUGUGUUAUUACUAUGUUACGUAUUCAGUUACUGAAAAGUGAAGAGAGGAACAAUAAAACAGAAUUCCAGUAUUUUUGAAAUGUAAAGCACUGUGAUAUGAGACACUGGAACCAGAGGACAGUUGAUCUGUGGCUGCUGAUGUUUUUGUUUGUUUGCUUUUUGUAUGUACAUUAAGAUAUAAAGGCCAACAUAUUGGACCUCAGAUGUUACUUAUGUUGUGGAAAUGAGAAUAUAUUAUGGAAUGUGGUCCUCAGAUUUUGUUCAAUAGGAAAAAUGUUACAUAUAUCAAAAAGAUAUCAUACAGAAGAAAUUCUUGGUUUGUCUGCAGAGAAAUGUUAUAUUGCACUUUAAUAAAGGCUUUAUUUUAUGUCUUUAGC
Myripristis murdjan (pinecone soldierfish) is the source of this 2464-nucleotide messenger RNA. It is a transcript of the gene tdrkh, whose product is annotated as tudor and KH domain containing. NCBI's taxonomy places the organism in Eukaryota, Metazoa, Chordata, Actinopteri, Holocentriformes, Holocentridae. The record is from RefSeq and is a predicted model, not a curated record. Gene Ontology annotation, molecular function: RNA binding. Gene Ontology annotation, biological process: piRNA processing; spermatogenesis; P granule organization. The transcript is spliced from 14 exons. Bases 141 to 1826 code for a protein of 561 amino acids. Gene Ontology annotation, cellular component: P granule.